AUGGCCUCUGCAAUGGCAAAGCGCCUCGAGGGCAAGACCAUCGUGGUCACCGGUGCCUCGUCCGGUAUCGGCCGCAGCACGGCCAAGGAGUUUGCUCGCACCGCGCCCAAGGACCUGAAGCUGAUCGUGACGGCCCGUCGCAUUGACUCUUUGAAGCAGCUCGCCCAGGAGAUCAAGGAGGAAGUCGGUGAGGGUGUCAAGGUCCUCCCCGUACAGUUGGAUGUUAGCAAUCCCGAGGAGAUUAAGAACUUCGUGUCGUCUCUGCCCGCCGAGUUCCAGGAGAUCGAUGUGCUUGUGAACAAUGCCGGCCUUGUCAAGGGUGUCGCCAAGGCCCCCGAGAUCGACGCUCAGGAUAUCGACGUCAUGUUCUCAACCAACGUCACCGGAUUGAUCAACAUGACCCAGGCCAUUCUCCCCAUCUUCCAGAAGAGAUCCGACGGCGGUCGCGGCGAUAUUAUCAACAUCGGUAGCAUUGCUGGCCGCGAACCUUACCCCGGCGGAAGCAUCUACUGUGCCACGAAGGCGGCCGUCCGGUCCUUCACCGACGCAUUGAGAAAGGAGCUGAUUGCGACGAGAAUCCGCAUCAUCGAAAUCGACCCCGGUCAGGUGGAAACCGAGUUCUCCGUGGUUCGAUUCUACGGUGACAAGGAGAAGGCUGAUGCAGUCUACGCUGGCUGCGAACCCCUCACCCCCGAUGACAUCGCUGAAGUUGUUGUGUUUGCCGCUGGUCGGCGCGAGAACGUUGUGAUCGCGGAUACGCUGAUCUUCCCCAGCCACCAGGCUUCUCCGGGAAUUAUGCACCGCAAGGCUUAG
Molecule: messenger RNA, 813 nt
Organism: Aspergillus fijiensis CBS 313.89
Lineage: Eukaryota; Fungi; Ascomycota; Eurotiomycetes; Eurotiales; Aspergillaceae
Product: oxidoreductase, short chain dehydrogenase/reductase family
Exons: 5
Coding region: 1-813 (270 amino acids)
Cellular component (GO): cytosol
Molecular function (GO): oxidoreductase activity
Source: RefSeq, a predicted model, not a curated record